UCUCUUUUGGUCCGGAUAAUGUCAAAAAUGGACAGUUCAAGUACUCCUGAAGAAGUAGCAAACUUUCUUGAAGAGCAAUUAGGCAUUCCGAUCGCUUUUACGCAAGCUUUUAUAGAUAACUACAUAGAUGGUAUAGAGUUUUAUAACUUAACACUGGAUGAUUUAGAGAAGCUUAUAAAGCCCAUAGGGAUAUGUAAAAAGAUAUAUCGCCAUAUUGAAAAGCACAGUGAGACGGCAUCCUCUAAUACUUGCACCCCAGUUCACGGAGUUACAGCAAAUAAUUGUCAUGACACGGAGACUUUUUCUGAUCCAGUUGUAAAUUCUCAAGAGUCACCAAUAACUCCUGUGAUACAGCGGACACCAGCAACUCCAAUCACUCCCACUUCGUCAAAAAGUUUAUCAUUUCCUUCGCCCUUUCCCAUUCCAGACUACUGGGGAGAACCUGUAGAUUCUAUUUUGCGUGAAAAGAGAGUAACUCCAGUUGUACGACAGGAGAUUAUUACAACUCUGGGCUGUUCGAUCAAAGCAUUUAAUAGUAAACCCACUAAAUCCCAGUGUGUUGAUGUCGCGACAGAAUUAAUCAAGAAGUAUCCUUUUUUGAAAGACCCUAUAGGAUCUGAAACAGGGUCUUGGACUCAUAAACUCAUGGAAAAGUUUAGGAAUGCCAGGAAAUACCGUAAAAGAAAGUAUGGUGAUACAGAGGAAAAGGAUGAUUGUUCCAGUUCAAAAAAACUAAAGUCAACAGAUAGUGAUGCCUCAUCAUCUCUUCCAACAGAAGAUAUAGCAGCAAUGAAAAAGGAACUUGAGAAUGAUAGGCCAAGAGAGUAUAUCUUAAUUCAACUGAUGAAUACUACUUUUUCUUCCAGAAAGAGUUUAAUAUAUGAGAAAAAGAGUAUAGCAGAUAUUCUCUCUGUUUAUCCGGCAUUAAAAGUUGUUGCUGUCAUUGAAAAUGAAAUGGCCUUAAUUACUUCCACUAAAGUGAAGGAUACCUACCUUAAAAACUGGAAAAAGUGGGUUCCAGCAAUUUAUGAGUACUCAAAGGGAUUGAAAAGAAAAUCAGUACAAGAGGUGUGUUCUUCAGUGACUUCUGAGUUGGAUCCAGAUUGUGAACAAGAAGUAGCUCUUAAGCUUUUGAUAUGUUUGUUUAUGAAUCGUGUGAAAGAUACUGUUAGUGCAUCAAAGGAAAUCUAUGCUGAGUAUGAUGCGUCUACUUCUUUAGAAGAAAUUUCAACAGAGCAACCCCCCAAAAAUGCUCCUAGAAUUGUAAAGCUAACUGGCGGAAAGAAGCCACAGUUUUUUAUACUUGUUGAACAGGAUGUGCUUUGUGAAGCUGUCUCUAUAUCUGAAGCCAUUUUUGUGUGGUUUAGCACGCAUUACAUAUUUAAUAUGCAGUAUGCUACGGCAGUUUGUAAUACUGGAUUUUUCUUUCAAGAUGCAAUUUUUGAGAUUCCAGGAGGCUCAAGAAAAUUAAGCUACAAGACUGUUUUGGGGGACUUAAAGCAGCAUCUAACAGAAUAACUGGGAAAAGAACUAUAGACAUUAUAGUCAUUAACUAUAACUACAAAUAGAUUGUUAAGUACCUGCAGUUAAUUUUGUUAAUUGCCAUUUUGCUUAUUUUCUUUAUAGUUGUUUUGCGUAAUUACAUUCUUUAAAUACUUGGUUUAAUGGUGUAAUACUUACUACAAUUUUUGGUUAAUUUAAAUGGUUAUUCCACAAUGAGCAGUCAAAUUCACUGUAAAAA
Messenger RNA from Amphimedon queenslandica, 1741 nucleotides. RefSeq lists its product as uncharacterized. The transcript has 8 exons. The coding region runs from base 19 to 1518 and encodes 499 amino acids. The record is from RefSeq and is a predicted model, not a curated record. NCBI's taxonomy places the organism in Eukaryota, Metazoa, Porifera, Demospongiae, Haplosclerida, Niphatidae.